Molecule: messenger RNA, 721 nt
Organism: Dendroctonus ponderosae (mountain pine beetle)
Lineage: Eukaryota; Metazoa; Arthropoda; Insecta; Coleoptera; Curculionidae
Product: nuclear protein 1
Exons: 1
Coding region: 117-344 (75 amino acids)
Biological process (GO): regulation of transcription by RNA polymerase II; negative regulation of cell population proliferation; negative regulation of cell cycle
Cellular component (GO): nucleus
Source: RefSeq, a predicted model, not a curated record
CACCCGCUAUAAAGCCAUGGAGAACUGGCGCACAACAAACAGUGAGAACGCAGAUACGAAAAGUAGAAGUUGAAAAAGUGACGUCAAAAGUUCUAGUGAAUAAAUUAGUCAGUGAAAUGCAGCAAAAAAACAUCAAAAUGUCCCCUGAAGCUGAGAGUCAUUUUGACGAAUACGAACAUUACAAUUUCGCAUAUGAUAAGCACAUCUAUGCAGGCCACAGUGGUAAGCAGAGGACGAAGAAAGAAGCUGAAUCACAUACCAAUCAUUUUGACCCCAAUGGACAUUCGAGGAAGAUCGUGCAGAAGCUGAUGAAUACCGAGGCCAACAAGAAGACCAAGGUUUAAGCACUAAGUGAUGAGACAAAGAACUUUGUUUUCACGAAAAAAAGAUGAUUUUUCCUUGGCUGAAGUUUACCGGACUGUGAUUUCUAAUUUUAUUGAACGUUGCGCACUAACGAACUGGCUUUGCGAUAUUAUUAUACACCUCGCACUUUUGAGGUCAUAUAACAUCUGAUUGCGACCUACACAAUGUACUUUAAACAUUGCUUUGAGGUGGUUAUGACUGCUUUAAUUACUGUGUUAAAAUCUUAAUUUAAUAAAAGAUUACUUUUAGUAGUUGUAAGAUUUUUUCUACUGUUGUUUUAAACUAAAUACAGACUUAGUUCUGCUGUAUGUUUUGUUAAUUAGCACUAUGUGUUGAAUAAACAUUACAUUUUGAAUUA